AGAUGAGCGACUCGCCGCUCACUCACGAAUCCCAACCAUUCGUGUAUUCGCAUAGCAGAUCUCAGACGACAGCGAACGAGCCAUUCCCUCAUCGUCGUUCACUCUUUUUCUCGCUUUGUGUGCAGCGCUGCCUCCGUGGCAUGCCGCACAUUCGCACACAGCUGGCCAACGGUAGCAGACCCCCGACUGGAUCAAUGACGUACACAUCUUCCCACUUCGAAUGCUGGCGUGCAAGCAUUGCACAAUGCAAACGCUCUGGCAUGCUCCACCCAAUGAGGGCAAUGCAUACCUCCUCUCCCGAGUCAGGCGCGUGCUCAUCGCCCCGCACUCGUUUGGGAGUAUUUAGGUCCAGACGCACGCCCAUGACGUGACAGCUCCGCGCCUUCAAUCAACGUCGACGAAUGAUCCUCUGAAGCUCCUCGACUAAGUUGCGGUCCGCCCUCACCCACGCACACAACUUACCUGAUCCCUCAUGACGAUCAUUGGCGAUUACGCCGUGUGGCCCGCUGGUCUGCCGUGGAGCGCCACCACUUUGCUCUUGGCUGCAGUAGCCGGCCUCACCUUGGUCGUGCUCGUCGCAGCUCUGGCAUCCAUCGUGCCACCUGCCCCGCUAGCAGGCAUUCCCUCACCUCCAGGCGACUUUUUGACGGGCCACGUGUACAAGCGCACGGCGAACCCACCCAAACAAUUCCUCAAAUGGUCUCAAGAGCUCAAGAGCGGAGUUUUCCAGAUUCGACUUGGACGCAAACGCGUGCUGGUCAUCAAUACGGUUCGCGAAGCUCACGAACUGCUAGCCAAGCUGGGCGACUCUUUCUCCUCCAGGCCUACCCUCUUCACCUUUCACCAACAGGUCGUCAAGGGUCAAUUUGUCAAGCUGACUCUGGCCAGCGCACCUUGGGGUGAGGUCACGCAGCGCAAACGCAAAGCUGGCCUGCCCCCACUCAACAAUUCGCUCGUGGAGAGCUAUGUUCCCUUGCUCACAGUGAUGGGCAGGGAGCUGAUUCAAGGACUGCUCAGCGACUACCAAGCAUCCAACGAGAGGGUGGGAGAUGGUCAGAAUUGGGCUGUGCUCGAUUCUGCAGACACGAUUAGGAGAUUCACUCGCAUGGCGGCAAUUGGCGUCAACUUUGGAAUGACGCCAAAGGAAGUGGACGACUCGUGGAGGGAACUGGCUGCCACUUGGACCAACGGAUAUCAAGAUCCCACAAAGGAGCAAAUCGAAGCCGUCACGCCGGAAUUGCUGCACGAAAUGUCUACCUACAUUGGCAGAGGUUCCGACGUACGCUCUCAACACGGCAUGCCUCAGGACUGGCUUCCUCCCCUCAGAAUCUUUGGUCGGCCCGAAGAUGGGGAUGUGUGCGAGGCGGUGCUCAAACUGCGCACCAUCUACAUGAAUCGACUCUUGAAAGCGCUAAAGCAGCGUCAAGCGGAUGGAAAGGAUGUUCCGUCGGUGUUGGGCAACAUUGUCCUUCAAGAGAGGGUCAAGCUGAAUCACGACGAGAUGAUCAGCCUGUGCAACAGCAUGGCCGCCACAGGACUAGACCAGCAUUUCCACUCGGCAAUGCAAUGGGCCAUUGGCUUUCUUGCUGCUAAUCCGCAAGCGCAGAGCAAAGCUUACGAUGACCUCCUGCAGCAGCACAAGGGCGAGCGUUUCCCAGACUUUUCCCAAGCCAAGAGCGACUACUUGAUGGCCACCGUCAAGGAGAGUCUGCGAUUGAGCACUCCCCUGCGUCUCAGCAUGCCUCGUCUUACCAACGAAGACGUCGUCUGGCGUGGCAACAUCAUUCCAAAGG
Messenger RNA from Ceraceosorus guamensis, 1793 nucleotides. Its product is annotated as cytochrome P450. The transcript is spliced from 3 exons. Lineage: Eukaryota; Fungi; Basidiomycota; Exobasidiomycetes; Ceraceosorales; Ceraceosoraceae. The record is from RefSeq and is a predicted model, not a curated record. The annotation marks the transcript as partial. Gene Ontology annotation, molecular function: monooxygenase activity; heme binding; iron ion binding.